AUGUCUCAGCAACUAUCUAUUCUCUGCUUUGGUAACUCGCUUACGGCUGGUUUCUAUUCCUACGGCUUAGAGUAUCAUCCAUAUGCCAUCAAGCUUAAGGCACACCUUGAAAAAGAGUUUCCAGACCUUGAAGUCCUUACCACUGUGGCUGGGCAGCCUGGCGAUUUAGUGUGUCCCCCAGGAGCAUUUCUUUCCCGGAUACAAAUGAAAUGCGACAACAAUCAUUACGACUGGGUGAUCUUUCUGGGGGGCACAAAUGACCUCGGGUACGGAUUGGAAUCUGAGAAGAUUUACGCUGGUCUCCAAGAUUCUUGGGACGUUGUCCUCCAGUCAGGUGCUAAGGUUCUUUCAUUGACUAUCCCCGAGUGCCAAGCCCGUAUCAGGAAUCUGGAUUUGAGACGCUUGGCUUUGAAUACGCUCAUCCUCAAUCAUGAGGUGGAACGAUACUAUGCCUUUGACCUCUGUAGCAAGAUUCCAUACCACAGCUCGACGGAAGACUUCGUUAAGGAAAUAUUUGAUGAUGGAUUGCAUCUUACUGCGAAAGGAUAUGAUUUGAUGGGGCAACUCAUCGGAGAGCACCUAGCAGGCAUACUAAAGGCGGAAAUUGAUGGCCAAGCACAGAACCGAGAUGAAUGA
This is a messenger RNA of Penicillium longicatenatum, 636 nucleotides long. RefSeq names its product SGNH/GDSL hydrolase family protein. The record is from RefSeq and is a predicted model, not a curated record. Gene Ontology annotation, molecular function: phosphatidylcholine lysophospholipase A1 activity. The transcript is spliced from 3 exons. Bases 1 to 636 code for a protein of 211 amino acids. NCBI's taxonomy places the organism in Eukaryota, Fungi, Ascomycota, Eurotiomycetes, Eurotiales, Aspergillaceae.